Molecule: messenger RNA, 1833 nt
Organism: Henningerozyma blattae CBS 6284
Lineage: Eukaryota; Fungi; Ascomycota; Saccharomycetes; Saccharomycetales; Saccharomycetaceae
Product: cyclin family protein
Exons: 1
Coding region: 1-1833 (610 amino acids)
Biological process (GO): G2/M transition of mitotic cell cycle; regulation of cyclin-dependent protein serine/threonine kinase activity
Cellular component (GO): cytoplasm; centrosome; nucleus
Molecular function (GO): cyclin-dependent protein serine/threonine kinase regulator activity
Source: RefSeq, a predicted model, not a curated record
AUGGCCGUGGUUUCACAUUCAAACGAAAAUCAUAUCAUAAACACUUCAACCGCUAAAAGUCAACCUAAAACCAAUACUGGUACCAAGUCAUUGAGCAAAGUGGGUUCUAGGGAUCAAGUGAAAAGUCUGAACCAAAAUCAAUCGUUAUCGAGAAAACCAUUAGGGACUAUCCUUGAAGCUGGGCCUAAUACUACUGUUAAAUUGGCAAAUUAUCCACUCAUGAACACUGCUAUAAUGGGUCAAAAGGAGAAAGAUCAGAAUAUUAAUAGUUCAGUAUCCUAUAACAAUGAUUCGACCAUGUUCAGUCUCUGCAGAGACUCAUCCAGCCUAACUACAUUGGACAAUACCUCUACUCAAGAUUUCAUUUCAUUUAUCAAAAGAGCCAAAACCCCCGUUUUAUUAACUGAUGAUGAAAAUGGUGGUAGUGACAAGGAAAAUAAAAAUGAAGAUAUUGAUAAUAGUGAUGUUGAUAAAGAUAAUCAUAGUCAUGGCAAUCAAAGUGAUAAUGAUAUGGAUUUGGAAACUAAUACUGUUAUUAAUUCAGAUUUAAAAGAUAUUGAAAAUAUUCCUGUAUCCACAACCGAUAAUUUAUCUUCAAGUCCUAUUUCAAUAACUUCAACAAAUACUCAUCCAGAUAUCUUAACCAUUAAUGAUGAUAUUGAAACAAAUUUACCUUCGGAUAAUAAUAUUGAUACAAAAUCUACAAAAGAUUUAAGAAGACCUAUUGGUGUAAUUGGUAAAUUAUUACCAGUCCGUAGAGAUGUUAGUGAAUUAACUUAUAGGCCAAUUAUAAGGAAAAGACGUAUAUAUAAUGAUUCAAUUUCAAGUGAAGAUUCAAAUAAAAAAUCAAAAAUAGAUAAACAAAUAUUAGAUCAUUCUCCAUCAGAUGCUAAUAUAUCAUUUGAUACUAAUGAUUUCGAAAAAGGUACACAAAAAUCAUCUUUAACAGAAACUCAACAAGAUUGGAAAGAUUUAGAUACUCCAGAAAUCAAUGAUACUUGUAUGGUUGUUGAAUAUUCAAAUGAUAUAUUUGAGUAUUUAUAUAAAAGAGAAUUAGAAACUAUACCUAAAAAUAAUUAUACCACAGAUACGAAUUCAUCAUUUUUCAUAAAGCCAACAAUGAGAGCUAUAUUAGUGGAUUGGUUAGUAGAAGUUCAUGAAAAAUUCAAUUGUUAUACUGAAACUUUAUUCUUAGCAAUUAAUUUAAUGGAUAGAUUUCUUUCUUCAAAUAAGGUCACUUUAAAUAAAUUACAAUUAUUGGCAGUUACAUCAUUAUUUAUUGCAGCUAAAUUCGAAGAAAUUAAUCUUCCGAAAUUAGAAGAAUAUUCAUAUAUUACAGAUGGCGCUGCAACUGAGAAAGAUAUCAAAGACGCUGAAAUGUAUAUGCUAACUUCUUUAAAAUUUGAGUUAGCUUGGCCAAAUCCAAUUAAUUUUUUGAGAAGAAUUUCAAAAGCUGAUGAAUAUGAUUAUCAAACAAGAAAUUUUGCCAAAUUUAUUUUAGAAUAUUCCAUUUGUACAAAUCUAUUUAUUGGUCUAAAACCUUCUUACUUGGCUGCAAUGGCAAUGUUUAUAUCAAGAAGAAUCACUGAUAGAAAUAAUAUUGUUUGGGAUAAUACAUUUAAGCAUUAUAGUGGCGGUAUAGAUCCAUUGAAUAACCCAACUUUCGUUAAAAACUGUAAAUUAUUAAUCAAAGAUAUCGCAUUCCCAUCAACUAAAUUAGAAUCUUUGAUUCUGAAAUUUAAAUCUAAGGCAUUAGGAAAUAUUUAUCCAGAUAUAUUUCAUUGGUGUAAAGAUCAAGUGGAAACAAAUUAUGAAAAUUUACUAAAUCCUUAA